Daucus carota subsp. sativus is the source of this 1714-nucleotide messenger RNA. RefSeq lists its product as uncharacterized. The record is from RefSeq and is a predicted model, not a curated record. Gene Ontology annotation, cellular component: viral capsid. Bases 125 to 1360 code for a protein of 411 amino acids. Gene Ontology annotation, molecular function: DNA binding; structural molecule activity. NCBI's taxonomy places the organism in Eukaryota, Viridiplantae, Streptophyta, Magnoliopsida, Apiales, Apiaceae. Gene Ontology annotation, biological process: response to gibberellin; response to ethylene. The transcript has 6 exons.
UAAACGCAAUAUAGUCUCCUAUGUGAACAAGACAACCUCGUCCCAUUUUAAGAAGUGUGUUCUGUUGGGGAUUUUGUUCUUCCCUUUUGUCGAUUAAUAUACUAAAAUAAAGGGCUUGAAUCAAAUGGCAAGAGGGGAUGAUGGGUCUGGAAAAGAGGGCGGGGGUUUUAAGCUUUUUGGGGUGGAGAUAAAUUUUGGACAUGAAUUGAACAAAAAAUCUGGUGAUGAAUCUGGGAAGGUUCAGAAGAAGAGGGGCCAUGAUGAUGAUGAGGGUGGUGAAAGUGAUCGCUUGAGGAAGAGUAAAAGUGUGGGGAAUUUACAUGAGAUGGGGAAUCACAGUGGUGGAGAGGGCGAUGCUGAUGCUAAUGGUGGUGAUGGUGCUGUUGGUGGUGGUGGUGGUGCUGAUGAUUCGGGCUAUCAUUCUGAUGGUGUUCUUCAUGUGAAUUCUCGGAGGGCUGCUCAUAUGCGUCGAAAGGGGACACCAUGGACCCAAAGUGAGCAUAGGGCAUUCUUGCUUGGUCUUUCAAAGCUAGGAAAAGGAGAUUGGAAAGGGAUAUCAAAGAAUUAUGUGCCCACCAGGACACCAACUCAAGUUGCAAGCCAUGCUCAGAAGUAUUUUAUUAGAAUGACAACUGCUGAGAAGAAGAAUCGUCGAGCAAGCCUUUUUGACAUUCCAUUUAAUGAAUCGAAUUUACCUCCCCACACUCCUGCUGCUCCCUUUACUGCUUCAGAAAAUUCUCAACAGGUUAUUAGCUCUGCUGUUGCUCCUCCAAGGAGGACUACUGACAUCCAUGGACUGGAGUGGUCAUCAGCUCAUACUGCGGCUUCUGAGAAAAAGCCCCCACUUGCACCCAUGAGUAGAAAUUUUGUUCAGGACACAGGUCAUAUGUCAUAUAUGUCUGCAGUGCCUGGACGGAGCUUUCCUGCAGCCCCUGUUAUGCCACAAGCGGAACUAUAUCCGAUGAUGAAUCAUACGAUUACUCAGUACCAGAACUACUACUAUGUCCCAAGCAGUCAUGGGAAUUUCCCUGCGCCUAUCAUGAAUCAGAAGUCAAAUGGUGUCUUCCUUCAGCCUUAUCCCCCAGUUCUUGUAACAUCUCAAGCUCUUCCAGCAACUCCAGCUGGCGGAAGUUUUGCUUCUUCUGCAUCGCUCCCAAAUUAUUAUCAGCCUGUAACAGGUCCACCAACUAGUUUUGCUGCUUGUGCACCUUUCCCGAAUCAGUAUCCAACUGCAAAUGGUCCAGGAACUAGUUUUGCUGCUUGUGCACCUUAUCCGACUGCAAAUGGUCCGGCUACUAGUACUGUUACCAAAAGAGAUGCUCUGGAAGCUGGAAUUGGAACUCUGUCCUUGAAAAUCUAAACAAUUUUCUGUGUUUCAUUCUGAUGUUAUCAGUUGAGGGAACUAUGGUUUCAAAUCUGCAGGGAGAACUCAAAUAUUUAUUCAUUUCUCAACCAUUAGCUCUUAUCUAACAGAAAGGCCAUAGCUCCCUCCAAUAGACAAUCAGCUCCAAGAUUUUGUGUUUUCUCCAGUUAUUGGUUCAGAGAUUGUAUCUUGAAAACUAAUUUCUCUGUUCUGCAUUGACUUAUAGAUUUUUGUUUCACAUAGACAAAUUUAUUACAUUUUACUUGUCUUUUAAGACAAAAGUUCUGCAAACUUUUGAAUUUUGGUUCUGUUCUUUUCUGAUUAUGAAUCUUUGAACAAGAUUUUCCAGCC